Messenger RNA from Glycine soja, 671 nucleotides. RefSeq names its product 60S ribosomal protein L36-3-like. The transcript is spliced from 4 exons. The record is from RefSeq and is a predicted model, not a curated record. Bases 118 to 450 code for a protein of 110 amino acids. Gene Ontology annotation, cellular component: cytosolic large ribosomal subunit; ribosome. Gene Ontology annotation, molecular function: structural constituent of ribosome. NCBI's taxonomy places the organism in Eukaryota, Viridiplantae, Streptophyta, Magnoliopsida, Fabales, Fabaceae. Gene Ontology annotation, biological process: cytoplasmic translation.
CAACUUUAGCCUCUCAUAUAAAACCCGAAGCAGGUUCGGGAAGAACCCUAGUUUCUGUUCUCCCUCUUUCACCGCAGUGUUAGGGUUUCUGAAGCCUCCAACCAGAAAGAGAGGGAAAUGGCUCCCAAACAUCCUAGUACGGGUUUGUUUGUUGGAUUGAACAAGGGUCACGUUGUCACCAAGAAGGAGUUGCCUCCACGCCCUUCAGAUCGUAAGGGGAAAACAAGCAAGCGAGUGCACUUUGUGAGGAACCUCAUUCGAGAGGUUGCCGGCUUUGCACCUUAUGAAAAGCGAAUAACUGAGUUGCUCAAGGUUGGAAAAGAUAAGAGGGCACUGAAAGUUGCCAAGAGAAAGCUUGGAACCCAUAAGCGCGCAAAGAAGAAGAGAGAGGAGAUGUCCAAUGUUCUCCGGAAGAUGAGGGCUGGUGGAGCUGGAGACAAGAAGAAAUAAGUCUUGUUUACUUUUUCUAGUUUCACUAGACUGUUUCGAUGUACGAGUUGUCUUAUUUUUGUUUUAGUUCAAGAUUUUGCUUUGAGAAAUAUGUUUUACCUAAUCGAGACAUGAUUUACUGAAAAAGUACAAUUGGCUUAUUUUCGACAUGCAUUCCAAAUUGAUGUUUUAUUGUUACAUAUUGAAAAAUGUUGUAAGCCUGUCUCAGGAGGUUUAUCAUA